Linum trigynum is the source of this 705-nucleotide messenger RNA. NCBI's taxonomy places the organism in Eukaryota, Viridiplantae, Streptophyta, Magnoliopsida, Malpighiales, Linaceae. The record is from the annotation of a GenBank genome assembly.
AUGGAUGACGAAGAAGAAAGGUUGGCGGCGGCAACAUCAGAGGCCAGCCCGGAAGCCCCUACCUUACCAGCCGCAGCUCAGGAAAAGGAGACUUCCGACACAUCCGUUGCUAUUACCGCCGAUAAGAAAGAGGCGACCACUGAAAAAGGACCACCGGCUGUCGUGGAACCAUCACCGAUGGUCAUCAACGUCACUAUGCCGCCAUCCCCUGCCUUUGACGGCCCUGAACCAGGGAUGCACAUCCUGGCGGCACUGACGAGCAAGAACCCUAAAAGCUUCGUCAGUAAUGGUGGGAAGAGAAUCCCAUUCUGCAUCGCAAACAGAAGAUUCAAGAAGAAAAGAAGACCAAAGCAGAAGGAUCUGAAGACGAUGGAGAUGUUGGGUUGGCUUCCAUACCGGCAUGCAGGCGGUUCACCACCAGGGAAGGAGGAACCGAAGGAGGUGGUGGCGACGCGCAACACGGCGCGGCAUGCCGAGGCUCUGGCCCUGCUGGCGACGACGGCGACGGCGGGCGAGCAAGGCGAGGAGCUCGGGGGAGCUUCGGAGGCUGACGGCGGGCCGCGGCGGUCGCUGGCCGCGGGCGACGAGAGCGGAGCUGGCGCAGCGGUGGCGCGCCAGGAAGGGGGAACGGCGUGGGCCGAGGCGCCGGGUGGACGGCGCAUCUCACCGAGCGUCGCAGGGCUGGACGGCGCUGACCGAGGCUGA